Boeremia exigua is the source of this 582-nucleotide messenger RNA. RefSeq lists its product as uncharacterized. The record is from RefSeq and is a predicted model, not a curated record. The transcript is spliced from 2 exons. NCBI's taxonomy places the organism in Eukaryota, Fungi, Ascomycota, Dothideomycetes, Pleosporales, Didymellaceae. Bases 196 to 582 code for a protein of 128 amino acids.
GUGCCUCAAGAGAGAUACUUAAAUACGUCUGACUGCUGCAAUAAUGCUCUACAGCUCAAGAUAAUUGCGACUUCAAGACCCUCACGGCCACUGUCUCUUUAAUUCUAAUCAUCUCUACUGUCCUUGACUAAGUCGCCUUAGUUGUUGAUUCUACAGUCUAUUUCUACCUUACGAGCAUUCGCCUCACUAGUCAUCAUGCUUUCAACAUCCAGCAUCCAGCACGCCAUACUCCUCAUGCUCCUCUCCACGCCUGUCCACGCCCUCCCAACAACAACAACUCCACCUCAAUCCCGAGACAGCAACCCCUCAAAUACCUCCUGGUCCACAGAAGCCAUCCUAGGCCUAACGGCCAUCGUCGUAGCAGUCAUAUGCUGCGCCGUCAGCCUCGCCUGGCCCACCAUCUACCGCCGAUCCAGAUGGCGCCGCGCUUCCCGCUCACUACUACCACACGCUGCAUACCUGCCGGCUCGUCUAAACCCAUUCGACGAGCAGCCCUGGCGGCAGCGCCCCGUGGCCGCGCAUCACCACUACUACGUGCGUGUUGAUCGAGCCGAGAUCCGCAUGGGGCCCGGCGAGUCGUGA